AUGGCGAGCCCUAGCACAACCUUGGACCCGAUUGAUGACGCUGCCGCGCCCUACGAGUACACGACGGACUUUUAUGCCAGUGAUCCUAUCCUCGAGUGCCUCUACAGCUCCGGAGACGGCUCCUACAUCCUCGACUUCGACGCACACCUCAUACGGUUGUCACAACAGCCGUUCAUGCGGGGUGCUGGGCCGGCUGCUUCGUAUCCCUCCUCUCAGCUGCCCGGCCGCACGACAGCCACGAGAACCUCGCUCGGAGACUCGGGUGACGCUCGCCGAAGCGGGCAACGUGGCGACGACAGCAGCCUUUCGGCCCCGACGCCGGCCGAUGACUCAGUACUGCCGCCAUUUCUGCAGUCCAGCCCACCCCGGACAUCUCUUCCACAACAACAGCUGCCGCGAGACCGGCUCCGGCCAUCGACACCCCGCGGCCCCGAAUUGAACAGCGACGACUACCUUCAGCUUUUGGCCACGGAUAACUUCUCCUCCCCAUCCAUCUUUGGCCGUGGAAGUCCAGCCGAGCGGACGACCCGGAGCGGCUCACAGCCAAAGGUCGAGAUACCAAGCACAGCACGACACCAGAAGUCAAGUCCGCUUGACAAUAUGCCACAGACUCGGAGACGGUCAAGCGCGGCUGCGGCAUCCAGGCUGCGGGGCGCCAGCACGGUUGCAAGCGGCAGCUCAGCUGCCGCUGCUCUGCCUGGCUCUUACCCCGACGCCACCGCGUCGUCACCCAUCACGGAGGCUUCGCCGACACGAACGCGGACUGCCGUAAAGCGGAGACGAGGCGGCGAGCCGGUGACAGCAGCUUCUACUUCGGCAUCGACAUCAGCAUCAGCGUCAGCAUCAGCAUCAGCAUACGCGACCUUACCAUUACCAGCAUCUUCCUCCACACCAGCAACCGGUGCCGAUAGCAGUCGUACAUCACACACACCAAAGAAACGGCCACGGCGGGGAAACACCAUCGUGCUGGACGACGACCUGUUCGGCUCGGACGACGACGGCAUAGAUGUCGUCAACCUGACCGGGAUUGAUCGACCAGGCGCUGCCAGCCAGGAAGACGUAAAGGUCGCGAUCGAGCCUACUCCGGCUCCCUCGAACAAGGUCAAGCUAGCCAGCUAUCAGUGCGCCAUCUGCAUGGACGACGUGACCAAUCUCGUGGUCACGCAUUGUGGCCAUCUCUACUGCGGUACAUGUCUGCACUCUUCGCUCUACAUGGACGCAUCGCGCAAGGCGUGUCCGAUAUGCCGGCAAAAGAUCGAGCUGCGCAGCUCGGGAGCGGCAAAGUCGGCACGCAGCUACUUUCCCCUGGAGCUGAAACUCAUGACACGCAAUCGGCAGGGCAAGCAGCCAGCAAGACAGUCGUGA
This is a messenger RNA of Grosmannia clavigera kw1407, 1365 nucleotides long. RefSeq names its product zinc finger, ring-type containing protein. The record is from RefSeq and is a predicted model, not a curated record. NCBI's taxonomy places the organism in Eukaryota, Fungi, Ascomycota, Sordariomycetes, Ophiostomatales, Ophiostomataceae. The transcript is spliced from 3 exons. The coding region runs from base 1 to 1365 and encodes 454 amino acids.